This is a messenger RNA of Protopolystoma xenopodis, 1245 nucleotides long. The record is from the annotation of a GenBank genome assembly. NCBI's taxonomy places the organism in Eukaryota, Metazoa, Platyhelminthes, Monogenea, Polystomatidea, Polystomatidae.
AUGAAGCUUCAUUUCAGACCAUUUUCCAGAAAACUGAACGAUCCUCAAUCGAGGAAUGAACACUAUCCGGAUGGAUGGACUGACGAGAAAGAUAUGCAGAGAGAUGAAAUAUCCACCUUGCCUGCAUCCCCUCUGGCCUUCCAGUCAAAUCUGCCUGUAGCACAAAAUAGAACCGAUUUUCAAAUACCACACUCUAGGUUAAAUCAGCGCAAUAUCUGGCUAAUGGAUGGUCAGAGGCCGCAAGAAUUCACAACUCUUCUCCCCAACGCUGGAGACCAUUCUGCCCUUCCAGCAGAUAAAAGUAACAAAAGUAGUCACAAUGACUGCCAAACAGAUAGUAACAAACGAAAUCAUCUGCAAGAAAGCGAUGCAAUAACUAAUACUGACUCACAAACUCUUAUUUCUUCCAAGUCAAAUAUAGCAAUUGCUAGUGAAAUGAGCUUACAAAUGCCCUCCGAUAUUGCCAAGGAUACUGGUUGUAAAUAUAUGCCCGAUUCGUUAAAUGCUCACUCUCUGCUGUCAGACAAUGUCGAUUCGUUUAGGGCUGCUAAAGCGUGUUCAAAUGACGAAACUAGCCAAACCACAUCAUCUGUGAAAAUUUACUCUCAAUGUGACUACGAAGAGGAGCCUUAUGCCAAAAAUGUUUUUAAUAUUCCCACCAGCCCCGAAAAACCAGAUUAUUCAGAGCCACCGGUGUCAUCUUCUGCAAGCAUCAAGUCAAGCAUAAAUACUAAUCUCCAGGCCAAUUUCAUCACAUAUCCUUCAAUUUCAUCGGGUCUUUCACCUUUGGUUCCGGAUCAAAGUUCUUUUGCAAACAAAAUCAAGGCGUGCCAGAAGCUCACUACUAGUUUGGGCACCGAGAAGCGUUGCUACGACGUGACACUUAGCAUCAAACCGUUAGAAUCGCCAUUUCCCAGAUGUAAUAAACCAUCCACACUGUUGAAAGACGAAGAAGAGUCUUCACUGAACGGCAAUAGAGUGAAUUCGCUUAAAACCUUAGAGUAUCAAAAAGCUGAUGAAACGACUGCUCUCAAGCUCUACCCGCGCACAGGUAGUGCCUUGAACGAACUUCGCUUACCUGUUCAGUCAGGUGGAACCCUGAUGCCUCUCAUCUGCGAUCUGCCUCAGGCCCAAGUUGAGGUAGGCCAAAAGAGGAACGAAUGGACUUCGCAGAUCCCAUAUUUUCAGUCGGCUUCCCCUCAGCUUGAUCUGGCAAUGACUCAUAAAGGCGAAUGCUAUAGCCAU